Molecule: messenger RNA, 312 nt
Organism: Dicrocoelium dendriticum
Lineage: Eukaryota; Metazoa; Platyhelminthes; Trematoda; Plagiorchiida; Dicrocoeliidae
Source: the annotation of a GenBank genome assembly
AUGGUGGGCUCAGCCGCCCUAGACGCAGGUCGCGUGGAAGAAGAUACUUGUGCACAGUUCCGUGCCUUACAUGAAAAACAACUGUCUACCAUUUUGAGUACGUUCGGCAACUCCAUCUACAGCGACAACGAGCUGGCGUACCCUUGGCCAACUUCGCCGCUGUUCUACGACAUCACACCACUCUCGCCUUCCGAAACCAUAGUGCCGCGGCCCGGAAGCACACAGUAUUUUCACAGGUCUGAAUUGGAUAUAGUUCUUGAAGAGGCCACCAAAGGGCUGAAAGAAACCAAACAGACUACCGCAGAACAAUAA